AUGUCACAGAGGAGUGGGCAGGAUGACCCGGAGCGGUACCUCUUCGUGGACCGUGCCGUCGUGUACAACCCUGCAGCUCAGGCAGACUGGACCGCCAAGAGGCUGGUGUGGAUCCCGUCGGAGCGCCACGGCUUCGAGGCGGCGAGCAUCCGUGAGGAGCGCGGGGAUGAGGUGGUGGUGGAGCUCGCCGAAAACGGGAAAAAGGCGGUGGUCAACAAGGACGACAUCCAGAAAAUGAAUCCGCCCAAGUUCACCAAGGUGGAGGAUAUGGCUGAACUCACAUGCCUGAACGAGGCGUCGGUGCUUCACAACCUGAAAGACCGAUACUACUCCGGCCUCAUCUAUACAUACUCUGGCCUCUUCUGCGUGGUCAUUAAUCCCUACAAAAACCUGCCCAUCUACUCGGAGAACAUCAUAGAGAUGUACCGCGGCAAAAAGCGCCACGAAAUGCCUCCUCACAUAUAUGCCAUCUCAGAGUCUGCAUACAGAUGCAUGCUGCAAGAUCGAGAGGACCAGUCCAUUCUUUGCACAGGCGAGUCGGGAGCUGGUAAGACAGAAAACACAAAGAAGGUCAUCCAGUACCUCGCACAUGUUGCUUCCUCCCACAAAGGAAGAAGAGACCACAACAUUCCUCCAGAAUCCCCCAAACCAGUGAAACUACAGGCGCAAAAUGCAGUUAGUGGAUCCCUGUUUUAUGGUGAACUGGAACGCCAGCUUCUUCAGGCCAACCCCAUCCUGGAGUCUUUUGGCAACGCAAAGACUGUGAAAAACGACAACUCGUCACGUUUUGGGAAAUUCAUUCGCAUCAACUUUGAUGUUGCCGGGUACAUCGUGGGUGCCAACAUCGAAACUUACUUGCUGGAGAAAUCCAGAGCGAUUCGUCAAGCCAAAGAUGAACGCACCUUCCACAUUUUUUACCAGCUGCUGGCAGGAGCUGGAGAGCAUCUCAGAUCCGAUCUGCUUUUGGAAGGGUUCAAUAACUACAGAUUCCUGUCGAAUGGCAACAUCCCGAUUCCAGGCCAACAGGACAAAGACAACUUCCAUGAAACCAUGGAGGCCAUGCACAUCAUGAGCUUCGCACAUGAAGAGAUUCUGGCGAUGUUGAGGGUGGUGUCUUCAGUGCUGCAGUUUGGUAACAUCAUCUUCAAGAAGGAGAGAAACACUGACCAAGCCUCCAUGCCUGAUAAUACUGCUGCUCAGAAACUGUGUCAUCUGCUUGGUAUGAAUGUGAUGGAGUUUACCAGAGCCAUCCUGACGCCUAGAAUCAAAGUGGGAAGAGACUACGUCCAGAAAGCCCAGACCAAGGAGCAGGCUGACUUUGCUGUGGAGGCGCUCGCUAAAGCAACAUAUGAGCGCCUGUUCCGCUGGCUGGUUCAUCGUAUUAAUAAAGCUCUGGACAGAACCAAGCGGCAGGGCGCCUCCUUCAUUGGUAUUCUGGACAUUGCUGGGUUUGAAAUUUUCCAGCUGAAUUCCUUCGAGCAGCUCUGCAUCAACUACACCAACGAGAAGCUGCAGCAGCUCUUCAACCACACCAUGUUCAUCCUGGAGCAGGAGGAGUACCAGAGGGAGGGCAUCGAGUGGAGCUUCAUCGACUUUGGCUUGGACCUGCAGCCCUGCAUCGACCUCAUCGAGAGACCGGCGAACCCUCCAGGAGUGUUAGCUCUGUUGGAUGAGGAGUGCUGGUUCCCCAAGGCCACAGACAAGACCUUUGUAGACAAACUGAUCCAGGAGCAGGGAACUCACACCAAGUUUCAGAGACCCAGGCAGCUCAAAGACAAGGCUGACUUCUGCAUCAUCCACUAUGCGGGAAGGGUUGACUACAAGGCAGACGAGUGGCUGAUGAAGAACAUGGACCCUCUUAACGACAACGUGGCCACGCUUCUUCAUCAGUCAACAGACAAAUUUGUGGCUGAACUGUGGAAAGACGUGGACCGAAUCGUGGGUCUGGACCAGGUGGCUGGGAUGAACGAAACGGCGUUUGGCGCCACCUAUAAAACCAAAAAGGGAAUGUUUCGUACGGUGGGGCAGCUGUACAAAGAGUCGCUCACCAAACUCAUGGCCACCCUGAGGAACACCAACCCAAACUUUGUUCGCUGCAUCAUCCCCAACCACGAGAAAAGAGCCGGUAAGUUGGAACCUCACCUGGUUCUGGAUCAGCUGAAGUGUAAUGGAGUCUUGGAGGGAAUUCGGAUCUGCAGACAGGGCUUCCCCAACCGGAUCGUCUUCCAGGAGUUCAGACAGAGAUAUGAAAUUCUCACCCCCAACGCCAUUCCAAAGGGAUUCAUGGAUGGGAAACAGGCCUGUGAGAGAAUGAUUCAGGCCCUAGAGCUGGACCCAAACCUGUUCCGCAUCGGUCAGAGUAAGAUCUUCUUCAGAACCGGAGUUCUGGCUCAUCUGGAGGAGGAGCGAGACCUGAAGAUCACCGACAUCAUCAUCUACUUCCAGUCCGUGUGCCGCGGAUAUUUAGCUCGCAAAGCUUUUGCUAAGAAGCAGCAGCAGCUCAGCGCUCUGAAGGUCCUCCAGAGGAACUGCGCUGCUUACCUGAAGCUGCGGCAUUGGCAGUGGUGGAGGCUCUUCACCAAGGUGAAGCCGCUGCUUCAGGUCACCAGGCAGGAGGAGGAGCUGCAAGCCAGAGACGAGGAGCUGGUGAAGGUGAAGGAGAGACAGCUGAAGGUGGAGAACGAGCUGGUGGAGAUGGAGAGGAAACACCAGCAGCUCCUUGAGGAGAAGAAUAUUCUUGCGGAGCAGCUUCAUGCAGAGACUGAACUGUUUGCUGAGGCCGAAGAGAUGAGAGUUCGCCUCCUCUCUCGGAAGCAAGAGCUGGAGGAAAUCCUGCAUGACCUGGAGUCCCGGGUGGAAGAGGAGGAGGAGAGGAACCAGAGCCUGCAGAACGAGAAGAAGAAGAUGCAGUCUCACAUCCAGGACCUGGAGGAGCAGCUGGACGAAGAGGAAGCUGCGAGGCAGAAGCUGCAGCUGGACAAAGUGACGGCUGAGGCAAAGAUCAAGAAGAUGGAGGAGGACAUUCUGCUGCUGGAAGACCAAAACUCAAAGUUUCUCAAGGAGAAAAAACUGGUAGAGGACAGGAUCGCUGAGAUGACGUCCCAGCUGGCAGAGGAAGAGGAGAAGGCCAAGAAUCUGGGCAAAGUGAAGAACAAGCAGGAUAUGAUGAUGGUUGAUCUUGAGGAGCGCUUAAAGAAGGAGGAGAAAACGCGACAGGAGCUGGAAAAGGCCAAACGUAAACUGGAUGCUGAGACCACCGACCUGCAGGAUCAGAUCGCAGAGCUUCAGGCGCAGAUCGAGGAGCUGAAGAUGCAGCUCACCAAGAAGGAGGAGGAGCUGCAGGCUCUGUUAGCCAGGAGUGACGAGGAAGCGGCUCAGAAGAACAACGCCUUAAAGCAGGUCCGUGAGCUGCAGGCGCAGCUGGCCGAGCUCCAGGAGGAUCUGGAGUCGGAGAGGAUCUGUCGGAGCAAAGCGGAGAAACUAAAGCGGGAUCUGAGCGAGGAGCUGGAGGCUCUGAAGACGGAGCUGGAGGACACGCUGGACACCACCGCCGCCCAGCAGGAGCUCAGGUCAAAGCGAGAGCAGGAAGUGGCAGAGCUGAAGAAAGCCAUAGAAGAAGAAUCCAAAAACCACGAGGCUCAGAUCCAGGACAUGAGACAGAGGCACGGCCAGGUUCUGGAGGAACUGUCCGAUCAGCUGGAACAGGCCCGCAGGUUCAAAGCCAACCUGGAGAAGAACAAGCAGGGCUUGGAGAGCGACAACAAAGAGCUGGCCUGCGAAGUGAAGAGCCUGCAGCAGACCAAGACGGAGUCGGAGUACAAGAGGAAGAAGGUGGAGGGCCAGCUGCAGGAGUUCGUGGCUCGAGCCACCGAGAUGGAGCGGGCCAAAGGAGAGCUGAGCGAGCGCUCCCUCAGGCUGCAGACGGAGCUGGACAACGUGUCCGCCUUACUGGAGGAGGCCGAGAAGAAGGGCGUCAAGCUGGCGAAGGAAGUGGACAACCUGAACAGCAAACUGCAGGACUCUGAGGAGUUGCUCCAGGAGGAAACUCGUCAGAAACUGAAUCUGAGCGGCCAAAUCCGCCAACUGGAGGCAGAAAAGAGCAACUUGCUGGAGCAGCAGGAGGAGGAGGAGGAAGCGCGCCGCGGCCUGGAGAAGCAGCUGCAGACGGUUCAGGCUCAGCUGUUUGAGACGAAGAAGAAGCUGGACGAGGAUGUGGGCGUGAUCGAGGGUCUGGAGGAGGCGAAGAGGAAACUCCAGAAGGACGUGGAGCUCACCAACCAGCGGCUGGAGGAGAAAACCAUGGCGCUGGACAAGAUGGAGAAGACCAAGAACCGGCUGCAGCAGGAGCUGGACGACCAGAUGGUGGACCUGGACCACCAGAGGCAGAUUGUCUCCAACCUGGAGAAGAAGCAGAAGAAGUUUGACCAGAUGCUGGCUGAGGAGAAGACGAUCUCGGCUCGGUACGCCGAGGAGCGCGACCGGGCCGAGGCGGAGGCCCGGGAGAAGGAGACCAAGGCUCUGUCUCUGGCCAAAGCUCUGGAGGAGGCGCUGGAGGCCAAGGAGGAGCUGGAGCGGUUCAACAAGCAGCUCCGCACUGAGAUGGAGGAUCUGAUGAGCUCCAAGGACGACGUGGGAAAAAACGUGCAUGAACUGGAGAAGUCCAAGCGAACCCUGGAGCAGCAAGUAGCGGAGAUGAGGACGCAGCUGGAGGAGCUGGAGGACGAGCUGCAGGCCACGGAGGACGCCAAGCUGCGACUGGAGGUCAACAUGCAGGCCAUGAAGGCCCAGUUCGACCGAGACCUGCAGGCGAAGGACGAGCAGGGAGAGGAGAUGAAGAGAGCGCUGGUCAAACAGGUGCGCGAGAUGGAGGCCGAGCUGGAGGACGAGAGGAAGCAGAGAUCUCUGGCUGUCGCUGCCAGGAAGAAGCUGGAGGUGGACCUGAACGAGCUGGAGGGUCAGAUCGAAGCUGCCAACAAAGGCCGGGAUGAAGCAAUCAAACAGCUCAAAAAGCUGCAGGCUCAGAUGAAAGACUACCAGAGAGAGCUGGAGGAGUCCCGAGCCGCCAGAGACGAGAUCUUCACCCUGUCGAAGGAGAACGAGAAGAAAUUCAAGAACUUGGAAGCUGAAAUCUUGCAGCUGCACGAGGACUACGCAGCAUCGGAGCGAGCCCGGCGCCACGCGGAACAGGAGCGGGACGAGCUCACCGAUGAGAUCUCCAACAGCGCCGCUGGGAAGUCGUCACUGCUGGAGGAGAAGAGGCGGCUGGAGGCUCGCAUCUCCCAGCUGGAGGAGGAGAUAGAGGAGGAGCAGGGCAACAUGGAGCUCCUCAACGACCGCUUCAGAAAGAGCAGCACGCAGGUGGACACGCUGAACGCUGAGCUGACUGCAGAGCGCAGCGCUGCGCAGAAGAGCGAGAACGCUCGGCAGCAGAUGGAGCGACAGAACAAGGAGCUUAAAGGUAAACUAGCAGAACUAGAAGGAGCUGUGAAGUCGAAGUUUAAGGCGUCCAUCACUGCGCUGGAGGCCAAGAUCCUGCAGCUGGAGGAGCAGCUGGAGCAGGAAGCCAAGGAGAGAGCAGCGGCCAAUAAGAUCGUCAGGCGUACCGAGAAGAAGCUGAAGGAGGUGAUGAUGCAGGUGGAGGAUGAGCGUCGCCAUGCCGACCAAUUCAAGGAACAGAUGGAGAAGGCCAACUCCCGCAUGAAGCAGCUGAAGCGUCAGCUGGAGGAGGCCGAAGAGGAGGCGACCAGAGCCAACGCGUCCCGCAGGAAGCUGCAGAGGGAGCUGGACGACGCCACCGAGGCCAGCGAGGGCCUCACCAGAGAGGUCAACUCCUUAAAGAACCGUUUGAGGCGAGGCGGCCCAGUCAGCAGCUUCUCCUCCAACCGCUCCGGCCGACGCAACCUCAACCUGGACGGCGCCUCCGGCGACAUGUCGGACGACGACGCCGACAGCCGAUCCAACGACUUCAACGACACGCAGACCUCCAACGCCGACUAAACGACACUUUUGAUCCUGCUGCCUCUGCUCCCACAGUGGCCACCGGAGCGGUUCUGUUUUUGUUUGUUGUUGUUUUAAUCUAACGCUGCAGGAAAAAUCCAACGCCCUCUUUGAGAAAACGGACACUUCUGCCUUACUCUGUCCUCCGCUGGUUUGGCUCGAUCAUAUUGUCAUUUCCUCCCACCAAAUUAUCCGCUCAACUUAACGAGAACAUACGCAUAAAGGUACAAAGAGCUUCUUUUUUUUUUUUUUUUUUUUACAUGUUCAACUGAGUAAGUAUGUAAAACCAGAACUGAAUGGAAAAACAUUUUCAUUUCUGGUGCCGGACUCAUCCUCUCCAACAGGGAACUUUCUGGGACACGCGAUAGGAAAACCUGGAAUCUGAACUGACAUGUUACUGUGAAAAUUAGUUAGUGUUUUAUUUACCUGCUUCAUCUCAACAUUAAUGAAGGAACGUGCAGUUUGGUGUCAAAGUUCGGCUUGAAGCUGGAAAAAGUUGCUGGAAAAAUGCGCAGAACUGCACAGAACAUCUGAAACCUGGAAAGAAAUGCUUCGCUAAAUGGUUUUCCGCUGAUAAACCGCUGGUACACCUCAGUGUUUGUGCUCAGCUUCACUUUGUUUUAUUAUUAAACUCAAAUCAAACAUGGUCUUAUGUUACUGCUGUUCUACAGGAAGUCAGAAAAAUCACCAGUUGGACUUUUCCUCUAACUUUUCUUUUUUUUUUUCGGCCCAAUUUGGAUAGAAAUUCUGACUUAUAGUCUCAUUAGAGUCCGGCUUUUUAUAUAAAUUAAAUUCAUAACACUGAAAUUUUAUCCUAAUUACGAUUUAGUUUUAUUUUUUUCUUGUAAUUCAGCUAAAAAUGUGACCCAAACAAAACAAUCGGCACUAGAGCGAGUCGAGCUCUUUCAGCCAAUCAGAUUGCGCUCAUUUGAUCACAUGACCAACAGUUAGCUAGCCUCUGGCACUUCGACUCGGCCACAUUUGCGGUUUGUCCUGCAAAUCUUUAUUAAUGGUUCAAAAACGAGCACAAGACACACAUCAGUGACAAAAAGUUAAUUUUGACAUGAUCAACAGCAGAAAUAGUCACAACGUGGUGAGGAGAAUAAAGCAGAAAAUAUUACAAAUGCAAGAGGAAUUUCACAAAUUAAAGAAAAGGAAAGUUUUGAAAAAGAUAAAGUUGUUAGAGCCGUUAACUUUUGCUUUAAAUUAACCAGGUAACAUCCUCACCUCAUGGUUUGGUUGUCCUGCAGAAACUUUGAGAUCGUUUCACCAGUAGGUGGCGCUGUACAGUCCGAAUGAAUUUAGACUAACGGCUCUCCGCAAUCUGCUAGUAAUAUGCCAGAUUUCAGUCGUUACAAGACAAACCUCUUUGUUUUUUAACCUAAAAUAAGGGUGUUCAAAGUGAGGGCUGAGGGCCAUUUACGGCCGCUGGAUUUAUUUUGUGCGGCCCCCACGACUGAUGUUCAGGAAUAAAUUAGGGCAAAAACUAUUACUUUUAAAUUGAAAUAUAGUUGCAAAAGUAUUAGCUGCAACAUAAAAUGAUCAUCUUUUCAAGCUUUGUGGUUUACCUCUGUUGUCAUGGUAACUAGGACCACAUCAACACAUUGACUUACAUCCUUGAUCCUGUUUUGCUAAGUGCUGAGUGUAGAACAAAAAAUGAAGUUUUCUUCAAUCGAGCCCAAAAUAAUAAGCAAACUGGGGGAAAAACAUGUGAAGUUUCCAUUCCUCCACAGAAAUCUGAUUAUUUUAUUAGUUUAAUUCAUGAUUAGUUUAUUGAGGAGGUACAAAAACAAAAUCUCACCACCUUUGGUGAAUUUAGUUUUUUUUUUUUUUUUUUAUUAAUUUGUUGUUUGGCGUACAUGACAAAAAGUUUGGACACCCCUGCUCUUGGUGCUGAUUUGAGAGGCGCCCUGAGAACAGCAGUGAGCCAUGAACUCAACAUCAACUUGAGUAAAUCUCUCUGACUCGAAUGUACGAAUGUGCCAUUAUUGUGAGAUAAAUAAAUCCCGACUCUUCAGACCUCAUCGAGCGCUUCGUAGGCGUUGAGUUGUUAGUCCUUGAUACUCAGACUUUUGUUUCAGCUCAGCUUUAAAUGCAGCAGCUGGACGGCUCCACACCGCUCUGCUCCGGCUCCGGCUCCGGCUCCGGCUCCGGCUCCUCUAAUUGAACAACACUGUAAAACACAACAUCUUACCAAGUAGUUUAUUUUGUAAUGAAAUAUGUUAGUACACUUGAAAUAAGAUAAAACAAGUGACUUAAGGAAGAUAUGGGAGCUUUUAUUAAGUCAUUAAUUCCUUAAUAUUGAUGGA
Messenger RNA from Xiphophorus couchianus (Monterrey platyfish), 8306 nucleotides. RefSeq names its product myosin-10-like. Gene Ontology annotation, molecular function: actin filament binding; microfilament motor activity; ATP binding. Bases 1 to 5997 code for a protein of 1998 amino acids. Gene Ontology annotation, biological process: regulation of cell shape; actomyosin structure organization; mitotic cytokinesis. The record is from RefSeq and is a predicted model, not a curated record. Lineage: Eukaryota; Metazoa; Chordata; Actinopteri; Cyprinodontiformes; Poeciliidae. Gene Ontology annotation, cellular component: cytoplasm; myosin II complex; myosin filament. The transcript has 44 exons.